AUGUCACCCCUCAACAGUCAAGUGAAUGCCCCUCUGUUCACUCCCAAUGAGGAAGUUGACUCCAAAGCAGCCCAAAUGAAAGCCCGCUACGAGGAAGAAAGGAAGAAACGUCUACGUGAGGAUGGAAACGCACAAUUCAUCGAAGUCUCAGAGUCCCCUCAGUAUGAACGUUUCGCCGACGAUCCGUGGAUUGACCCGACAGCAGUCCAACCUCCGCUCCAAGAGAAGUUCCCCGAUAACCGAUGCGAGAUGCUGAUCAUCGGUGCCGGAUGGGGUGGUAUACAAAAUGCUGUCCGCAUGGUCGAGGCUGGCAUACUUGCCGAAGAUAUCCGCAUUAUCGACCCGGCUGGUGGCUUUGGUGGCACCUGGUACUGGAAUCGGUACCCUGGGCUUAUGUGCGAUAUUGAGAGCUAUACCUAUCUUCCUUAUUUGGAGGAGACGGGAUACAUACCUAAGCAUCGAUACUCAGAAGGGGAAGAGAUUCGGGAGUACGUUGAUAUUGUUGCGCAGAAAUGGGGAUUGGUGGACUGCGCCGUCUUUCAAACCCAGGCACAGAAGAUUGUCUGGGAUGAGGAUGCUAAAGAAUGGUCGGUUCAUUUGAUCCAGCGUCGCAAGGGCCUAUCUCCAGAGACUCUCCAAAUUCGCUCUAAGUUUGUCACUAUUGCUGUUGGUGUGCUCAACUGGCCUAAGCUGCCGAAUAUCCCGGGGAUUUUCGACUACCAAGGCGAAAUGUUUCAUUCUGCUCGUUGGGCAUACGAUAUCACUGGUGGAUCUCCCAAAGAUCCAUCGCUUAUCAACUUGAAGAACAAGCGGGUCGUGAUUAUCGGCACAGGAGCGACGGCGGUGCAAACUGUUCCACGGCUCGCACAAUGGUGCAAGCAUCUCUAUGUUGUGCAGCGGACGCCGGCCUCUGUGGAUGUUCGGGAUCAGCGAGAGACUGAUGAAGCAUGGUUUCGUAAAGAAGUUGCACGAUCGAAAGGAUGGCAACGAGAGCGAACGCGGAAUUUCCACCAACAUUUCACUCUAAGCGAGAGCGAGAUUCCAGCAGUCAAUUUGGUCAACGAUGAAUGGACCCGCGCGCCUGGUCUAGUCGGUCUGACUGGGUAUAAAGAUGGACCCAAAAUACCGGAGGAUAUCCCAGAAUACACGGCAAGGUUGGUUGAGAUCGACGCUCCUCGUCAAAUCCGCAUUCAUGCUCGUGUGGAUAAAGAGGUUGAGGAUUCAGCAACCGCAGAGAAAUUGAAACCCUGGUAUCCUGUAUGGUGUAAACGCCCUUUAUUCCACGACGACUACCUCAAAACCUUUAACCAAGACAAUGUGACUCUUGUCGAUACGGACGGCAAGGGUGUUGACCGGAUAACCGCAGAUUCUCUUAUCGUCGGCGACCAGACUUACCAGGCAGAUAUAGUCAUCUUCGCGACAGGUUUUCGUGCCCCGCCUGCUGGCACGCCAGCUGAGAAGGCAAACAUGUCAGUCAUAGGCUUGAAUGGAGUCUCCAUGAGUGAGGAAUGGUCUCGCUUCGGCCCUACAACGCUGCACGGCGUCAUCGAUGCCAAAUUUCCGAAUCUAUUCCUCUCCGGACCUCAACAGGCUUCUACAAGCGGGAACUAUCGCUUUAGCCUCGACGAGUACGCGAAACAUGUGUCAUAUAUAUUGGCCGAAGCAAAGCGCAGGGCCAAUGACGUACACUUUGCGGUCGUACCGUCUGAUGAGGCAGCAGAGGACUGGGGCAUUCAAGUCAUGAUGCAUUCUGCGCCAAUGGGGGUUGCACUUGGAUGCACACCGGGGUACUUCAAUUUAGAGGGUGACCUUGAUCGUGCGUUUCACAAACCCGAGCGACAGAUGGCCUUGGCACGGUCGGGUAUUUGGGGCUCAGGGAUCGAGCACUGGCUCCAAAUAAUUGAAAACUGGCGAGCCAAUGGGAACAUGAGGGGUAUUAUGGUACGCUGA
Penicillium pulvis is the source of this 1950-nucleotide messenger RNA. RefSeq names its product flavin-containing monooxygenase. Lineage: Eukaryota; Fungi; Ascomycota; Eurotiomycetes; Eurotiales; Aspergillaceae. Bases 1 to 1950 code for a protein of 649 amino acids. The transcript has a single exon. The record is from RefSeq and is a predicted model, not a curated record. Gene Ontology annotation, molecular function: oxidoreductase activity.